This is a messenger RNA of Cavia porcellus (domestic guinea pig), 1327 nucleotides long. RefSeq names its product ubiquitin conjugating enzyme E2 F (putative) (gene Ube2f). The coding region runs from base 280 to 837 and encodes 185 amino acids. The record is from RefSeq and is a predicted model, not a curated record. The transcript has 11 exons. Lineage: Eukaryota; Metazoa; Chordata; Mammalia; Rodentia; Caviidae.
CGAGAGCGUUCGAGUCCCCGCCCCGUCACUUCCGGUCCCGCGGCCGGGAGCCGGUGCGGCUGUGAGGGGCCGCGUCUCGCCGCCGCCGCCGCCGCCGCCACCUGGCGGGGCACGGUGUUGGGCGCUGGCCCGCCUCGCUGUGUUGGGGUGCCCAGGCCAGAAUUCGGAGCAAGCAUCACUUGAUGAGACUGGUGAAUAAUGCUGGUGAAUCUUCUCCUUGGGACACUCUGAAACCAGGUCCACCCAGAGGAGGAACUUAACUGGCAGAAAGUGGCAGUAAUGCUAACACUGGCCAGCAAACUGAAGCGGGAUGACGGUCUCAAAGGGUCCCGGACGGCAGCCACCUCGUCGGACUCCACACGGAGGGUGUCUGUGAGAGACAAGCUGCUUGUGAAAGAGGUUGCAGAACUUGAAGCUAAUUUACCCUGUACAUGUAAAGUGCAUUUUCCUGAUCCCAACAAGCUGCACUGCUUUCAGCUAACCGUAACCCCAGAUGAGGGUUACUACCAGGGUGGAAAAUUCCAGUUUGAAACUGAAGUUCCUGAUGCAUACAACAUGGUGCCUCCCAAAGUGAAGUGCUUGACCAAGAUCUGGCACCCCAACAUCACCGAGACAGGGGAGAUCUGCCUGAGUUUGCUGCGAGAACAUUCAAUUGACGGCACUGGCUGGGCUCCUACAAGAACACUGAAGGAUGUUGUCUGGGGACUGAACUCUCUGUUCACUGAUCUCUUGAAUUUCGAUGACCCACUGAAUAUCGAAGCUGCAGAACACCACUUGCGGGACAAGGAGGACUUCCGGAAUAAAGUGGAUGACUACAUCAAGCGCUACGCCAGAUGAUACAGGGAGGACAUUGGCGGCCAGCGAUGGCGCAGCCCUGCUCCCGUCCUCAAGCUCCCUCGGCCCUGUGGGACGUCCCCACCCUGUGGCUGCACUGUCCUGGCAACGACGGUCCUCCCGACUGCCCACUGUAGAUGGGGCACACAGCAUAAAUACAGCACGAAAGUGUGUCGGGCUCUUGAGCGUUGUCUGCUUCCCUUAACAUGUUGCCCCCGAAACUGUGCUGCCCAGGUGGGUGGUGUGCUGGCCCCCGCACAGUGAUGAUGAUGCAUCCAGUGUCCUCACGGUGGGCAGCGAGAGCCGCACACACUGUGACCGACACACAUCCUCUUAGCUUCCUCCAUGAAUGUUGGCCCUGCCUAGAUGUGAAGCUUCCCUGAAUGCCUAGUCAUUCACUGUAGCUCUUACUGAAAUGUGCAUUUUAUUUAAUGUAAGUAUAUUUUGGAACAGAUUUGUAAUUUGUACAAUUUAAUGCUUUUAUUUUUUUCUA